Messenger RNA from Pieris macdunnoughi, 615 nucleotides. The record is from the annotation of a GenBank genome assembly. Lineage: Eukaryota; Metazoa; Arthropoda; Insecta; Lepidoptera; Pieridae.
AUGACUCCGCUUUUGCGGAUAAUACUAGACGAGGUGCGAAUUGCAGCGAAAAAGUAUCCAAAUGACUUUGGUUAUAAUGCUGAUAAGUCAGCAUACAAAGCGAUAUCACUGAUGCAGGCAGUGAUAGCUAAAGUGAACGCAGUAUGUAUGAGAUAUCUGGACAAUUCUCGGUUGGACACUCUCCCUCCGCCACCACGGACACAAAAGGAGUUUCUGACAGUUUCCGCUGCUUUGCGGAACUCACGACGCGUUAUGGAGGAUCGACAUGUUGAAAUUGGGAACUUGGAAGCGUUGUUUGAUAUUGAGGACGAGAGAAAACGAAUAGAGGCGUCUGGUGGUACCGUGAUGUAUUGGGGCACGUGGCGAGUGAACGGGCAACUCGCCGUCUCUAGGGCGAUUGGUGACGCACAAUACAAGCCAUACGUGAUUGCUCAUCCAGAACAGGCUGCGUUAGACCUGGACGGUGAUGAAGACUUCCUUGUGAUAGCCUGCGAUGGCCUCUGGGACGUGGUCAGCGAGGAUGAGGUGGCGUUGGCUGUGUACCGACAGAUCACUGCUGAUCCAAAACAGGGGGCAAGAAGCUCGCCCGAUGUUAAGUUAUACCAUCCCCAAUAG